AUGGAUUUACCAUUUAUGCGAGAUGUACGCGAGAAAUUCAUUGUUUUGUGUGAAAAGGGAAUGCAAACGAUUGAACAACGUACACCUCUGGAUAUGUUACGUGAAAUACUUCGUCAUUAUGGGCCCGAUUCGGCACAAGUUUCCUAUCUGUCGCAUUUGCAUGGACAAGUUAAUGUGUGUGAAAUGGCUUUAACAAUUUUGUGUGUUGAUAUUGGCGCAAGCACUGCACUCAAGGACUCGGCGUUACGACUCUUUUUCAUGCUAAGCGGCGAGAAGAUCAAGAGUGGUAGCCUGGUACCGGCUGUUGGAGUGCCGCACUGGCCACGCGUGAACGAAUCAUUGUCUCUUCUUUCUCCCAACAUUCGCUCACCACUUUAUGCAUCCACGCCGCAGAAACAGAAACGUACUCCUCCACCAGCGGUCCGUAGUGCGCAGCGACCGAGCGACGUAAAUGAAAUCGAUGAUUCAUUUCCCAAUGGAGACUCUUCAUUCGUAGCGACAACUUGUCGACAUGAUGCGCUUUAUCUCUAUUUUUCGCGAUGUGUUGGAUCUUCGUGGAUAAAACCGUUGUGCGAGAUACUUCCGGACAACCAGCUUGUGAGUGUAUACAGCUCGAGUGAACUGGAAUGGUUGAUAAGUAAACUGGGAUCGCUGAAAAAAGCUGUCGAAGAUUACGAUUUGCUUGGCAACAUCCAGGACGUGCAGCCCUUCUUUCUCUCUAGUGUCUAUACGCCACGAUAUCGCAGUAAUGGUAACAUUCAUCCAUUCAUUUCGUAG
Gongylonema pulchrum is the source of this 777-nucleotide messenger RNA. Lineage: Eukaryota; Metazoa; Nematoda; Chromadorea; Rhabditida; Gongylonematidae. The record is from the annotation of a GenBank genome assembly.